AUGUUUGGUAUUCUAUCUUUGUGUGAAUAUUUACUUUCACAUGGAGCAAAUAUCAAUGCAAAAGAUAGUACUGGACAAACCGCACUUCAUAAAGCAGCAAAAAAUAAUAAUAAAGAAGUAGCCGAACUUCUCCUUUCACAUGGCAUAAAUAUCAAUGAGAAAGAUAAUUAUGGAGAAGCUGCUCUUCAUAAAGCAACAUGGAAUAAUAAUAAAGAUGUAGUCGAACUUCUUCUUUCACACGGUUCAAAUAUCAAUGAGAAAGAUAGCUAUGGAAAAACAACUCUUCAUUUAGCAGCAGAACAUAAUUAUAAAGAUGUAGUCGAACUUCUCCUUUCACACGGUGCAAAUGUCAAUGAGAAAGAUGACUAUGGAAGAACAGCCCUUCGUAUUGCAACAUAUAUGAAUUUUAAAGAAAUAGCCGAGAUCCUCAUCUCACAUGAUGCAAAUAUUAAUGAGAAAUAA
Molecule: messenger RNA, 462 nt
Organism: Trichomonas vaginalis G3
Lineage: Eukaryota; Parabasalia; Trichomonadida; Trichomonadidae
Product: cyclin-dependent kinase inhibitor 2C-related family
Exons: 1
Coding region: 1-462 (153 amino acids)
Cellular component (GO): nucleus; cytoplasm
Molecular function (GO): protein binding
Source: RefSeq, a predicted model, not a curated record